ACGAGCCGAAGAAAUGGCGGAUCCAGAGGUGCAGAGUCGGAUUUCUUCGAGUGAAAUACAAAUCCAAAACAAGGAAAACGAAGAAAUUAUUAUAUCAGAAGCUCAGUUAAAUAAAGUCUUCAACAGGCAUUUGGAACUUAUCAUUACAUAUGUUGAAAAUUCGAAACUACUCUUUAUGCCUUAUCCAAUCGAGACCAUCAGACAAUUCGUUACUUAUGUACAGACGGACGAUCCCGGAUUGACCUCUAUUAUACACGCGUUCGAUCUGUAUCAUCUGAGUUUAAGAUACGAGUUAGACCAUUUAAGAAAGAAAUGCAGAUCAUUUAUCAUUCGGAAAAUAAACCUGAAUACCGUCUGUGCAAUCCACGAUUUUGCACCUGAGAUCGGUGAUCUGCUCAUAACUUAUUAUUGCUGGCAAGCUUUCGACUAUCACGGAGAAAGACCAUUUACAACAGUCGACUUUAUGUGCUGUAGAAUUACAACAAUUGAUAGACUGCUAUCUCGAGCGAUAUAUGAAUCUGUCAGUGAAUUGCGUUUACUCCAAGCCGUGUAUCAGUGGAGCAUAGAAGAAGUUAAAAGGAAAUUGGGUACAGACAACUUCCAUUCGAUGAAUGAAGAGUCGGAAAGGAAUACAAUUAGAAAUGUUAUGAAGCCAUUUAUUGAAAAAGUCAGAUUUUUUUCCAUGAAUAAAGACGAAUUGCAAUCUUGUGUUUAUACACUAAACUUGUUACACGAGCAGGGGCGGACUAAGGCCUAGGCAACCUAGGCACGUGCCUAGGGCCCGUAAUUUUUGGGGCCCCAAAAAUUAGGUUUUUAAUUUUUUAAUUUUAAAAAUAGGCCCGGAAUUACAAUGUUGCCUAGGGCCCGCUUUAGCCUUAGUCCGCCUCUGUACACGAGAUAGAAAAGAUUCAUAUCUGGCAUGCUUUUAAUACUGGUAAUUAUUCCUUGUAUCUCAGUUACUUCAGUCGAGAAACAAAAACCAGAAGCAGAAUGAAUUAUUGUAACUUGUUCUCGUACAUAAAUCUUGGAGAUUCUUCUCUGGUCUCAACAAGAGAGAUGAAAGGUUACAUAUAUUUUAGCAGCGAAGUAGUUGUGAGGGAAGAUUGUUUCGUCACGGCUCUUCGAUUUCCGGUGAAGCUUGGCGAAAGUUUUCCAAUGUACGUAUAUGCGUAUAUUAACAAUUUGGAUAACGAGUAUUUUUCGUUUGAAACCGUUUGCAAUUCAGAGGGAGUAGCAGACCUGAAAACGAGGUUGUAUCUAGAAAAAUAUUGGUCAAUUCGUUUAAUUGCUUUCUUUUUCCUCGUUGAAAAUGUCCAACACGAUGUCGAGUUUUCAUGUCAACUGAGUUAUUUUGUGAGCGUCGAAGGAACAGCUGCCAGGAAAUUUGAAGACAAAUUCCUAAUCGGUGACAGAAACCUUGUGAAUAAUAUUUACUUUUUGGUUGAUUUAUACUUUUGAAGUGAAAAGUUUUACUGGAAA
Messenger RNA from Centruroides sculpturatus (bark scorpion), 1479 nucleotides. RefSeq lists its product as uncharacterized. Bases 14 to 757 code for a protein of 247 amino acids. The record is from RefSeq and is a predicted model, not a curated record. Gene Ontology annotation, biological process: neurogenesis. The transcript has 3 exons. Lineage: Eukaryota; Metazoa; Arthropoda; Arachnida; Scorpiones; Buthidae. Gene Ontology annotation, cellular component: cytosol; P-body.